AUGAAGCGAAUACGCAUAUCGUCAUGUGCCACCACCUCGCUGGCCCCGAGUGCUGCGCGCCGCCCGCUCUGUCCAUAUGCCGCCGCCCUGCACAGGACCAUCGCGCCCCAUAAUCACAGGAUACAAGCGCGUUUUCAGACGACGGCUGCCGUUGAAGAUUUCGGGGGGGAGCAGAUUGAGAUAGAAUCGCCCGCGAUAAAGACGGAGAAGACGAGAGGGCCGUCAAGAAAACCCCAUCGCUCUGUGAAGCCAGAGCACAUGCCAUCACCACAUCCCUAUGAGGCAUUACAAUCAAUAAAGCUUUCAGCUCUACGAGCACGACUGUCACUGCCACAACGAUUUCCUCUUCAGACGCUCGCCCGGACGCUUGUACAUCCUUCCGCCGACCCUGAUCCCGCCUUCAACAAUGCGUCCCUGUCCAUCCUUGGAGCGAAUCUCCUUGGCUACUACACCACCGAACAUCUACUCUGCAACUACCCUCGACUACCCAUGGAGGUAGCUUUCGCCGCACAGAACGCAUAUGUCGGACCAAGAGCCUUGGCUGUCCUUGCCAGCGAAUGGGGCAUCGAGGCCGCAGCGGAGCCAGGAGGUGAGGUAGAGCCCGGCCUAUUGCAGUUCAAGCGUUUGAAGCCGGGAGAAGGCGUUCCGGCGGCAUUGAGAAGGCAAGCGCCGUGGAAAUGGAAUGUCACCCAAACACACAGAAUUGUUGCAACGGACGAGUUCGGUUCCCAUAACGCACCGCCGAGCCCACACUCUUUGACCGACGUACCCGUACCGAUGGAAGAGGCGGCGCAGUCUUUCGUGCGUGCCCUAGUCGGAUCAUUACACCUGCAUCUCGGAGCACCCCUUGUGAAGCGUUUCUUCAAGAACCACUUCCUCAGCCGACACCUUGACCUCUCCGAAAUGUUCGACUUCCGCACACCUACCCGCGAUCUGUCGCGACUCUGCGCACGAGAAGGCUUCGAGGCCCCAGUCGCUCGUCUCAUCUCAGAGACCGGUCGACUAAGCAGGCAUCCCGUAUUCGUGGUCGGCGUCUACAGCGGAAAGGACAAGCUUGGGGAAGGAGCUGGCGCCUCACUGGACGAGGCAAGGUUCCGCGCAGCGGCAGCAGCUCUAAAAGCAUGGUGUCUCUACAAACCACUAGACGUGACCGUCCCGAGUAGCAUGGAGGGCGAACUGGAUACGAGCAAGUGGAAGCCGAACAUGGUCGAUUGCGGUGAAGUCAUUGUAUAA
Messenger RNA from Didymosphaeria variabile, 1233 nucleotides. RefSeq names its product 54S ribosomal protein L3 mitochondrial (gene mrpl3). The transcript has a single exon. Lineage: Eukaryota; Fungi; Ascomycota; Dothideomycetes; Pleosporales; Didymosphaeriaceae. Gene Ontology annotation, molecular function: ribonuclease III activity; double-stranded RNA binding. The record is from RefSeq and is a predicted model, not a curated record. The coding region runs from base 1 to 1233 and encodes 410 amino acids. Gene Ontology annotation, cellular component: nucleus. Gene Ontology annotation, biological process: rRNA processing; primary miRNA processing; regulation of gene expression.